UAACGAAUCUCUAGAGAAAAGUUACUAAAAUUACUUUGGUAAAAUAUGAAUAUUAUUAGAAUAAGUGGAGUCUUGUUUAUUCUGUUUUCCUUUAAAAUAGAAUGGAUUUUAGGUUGCCAGGUCCAGUUCUAUGACAUCCCCGGGCGCCGCUAUCAUAUUAGCAAGGCCUACGUACAGUACAGCCUACCCCUCCCCGACUGUCGCGACAGGUGCGCGGGGGACGAAAACUGUUGGGCUCUCAUGUUCUACAAUACCACCAACAUGUGCGCCUUGACUAACUUAACCGUUGUUUUUGGAUACAUGUGUGAUUAUUGUUUUUCGGCCAAAAAGGGACCAUGCAUCAAUCCGGUAACAACAACAACUCCAGCCCCAUCAACAACAGCAGCAACAUCAACAACAUCAGUACCAGAAUCGAUACUUUGCUCGUGUACUUGUGAAGAAGACCAAUCAGUGAACAACAUAACGAGGAUGAAUGAGCGAAUUUCGUCACUGAAACUCAACAAGAGCUUGUUGUCCUCGACACGCCGGAAGUUAAUCUCAGCAGACGACACGCGUCCGUCUGCCAAAGGAAUCGGGUCGGCAGGAAUCUUUUUUAUCGUGUCGACCAUGGCAGUUUUUGUGUUUUUUGAUUGCUUAAAUCUGUCCUUAUUUAAGACAUAGAACAGAAAUGGUGUUUGGAGACUCAGCUACUGUCAGUGUGAAUGAAUCGGCAAAAAAAGUACUGGAAUUGUUGUGGCUCUUGCUCCUUUUUUCUUAAAAACAUUAAUUUUGAACUUCAUUAAGCAGCAUAUUUCUCAGCAUGCAGCAAGAAAGUAUCAAGUUAUAAAGGAAUGGGUGAUGAAAGUACAUGUGGUUUUGUCGAGUAUUUAGUUAAAUGGCGUUUGUACUUUGUGAUUAUGUAUGUAAAUGUAUCAGUUUUAUUAACUUUUAAUUUGCGGCAACUGUGUGGAAAUUAUAAAACGACAUUUUAUAAAACAAAUUUUGAAGUUAAUUUAAAUUCAAGAUUUUGAAUGUUUAGUAAGCAAGGACUGAUAAUCCCAACCC
Molecule: messenger RNA, 1044 nt
Organism: Magallana angulata
Lineage: Eukaryota; Metazoa; Mollusca; Bivalvia; Ostreida; Ostreidae
Exons: 3
Coding region: 46-660 (204 amino acids)
Source: RefSeq, a predicted model, not a curated record